Molecule: messenger RNA, 1229 nt
Organism: Melanaphis sacchari
Lineage: Eukaryota; Metazoa; Arthropoda; Insecta; Hemiptera; Aphididae
Exons: 5
Coding region: 1-834 (277 amino acids)
Source: RefSeq, a predicted model, not a curated record
AUGGAUCAUCGUCGUUCAACAACAGCAACGUGGUGGUGCGCCUUGGCCGCGGUGGCGUGCACCGUCGCAGCGUGUUCGGGCGCCACCGUACCGCCGCCGCCGUCGUCGAUGGUCACGGAACUGCUGUGGUCCGGGCUGGAAGGCGUCAUCCAGCCGAGGAGCGGGCUCAGAGCCGACUCGAAACAAGUGCCGGAAAAACGGUGCGAGUGCCAAAGCCCGGAGCUCAAGUCGUGCGUCUGCUGCCUGAGAAUGAGUCUGCCUUUCCUGGAUUUGACCACGUCGCCAGGAUGUGUCAAGUUCAAGUACGUGCCGGAUAUCGAGUCGAUAGCCGUGAACGUGACUUACGGUAAAGGCAAUGUCCAGAAUGGUAUCAUCAAGGGAAAUAACCCAGAACCUGUGUGUAUGGAUGUGCUGGUAGGAUUCGGUCAACUAUGUGCUCGAUUCGUGGGUAACUCAUCUACGCCAAAAGACUUCGACGGUUGUUUAAAGUUAGAAGCCACCUUAUUAAAUGAAGUGCAAAACUCAAUCCCCAUGGGAUGCUUUAAAAUGGACCAAAAUCGAUUAAUUUUCAACUCUACAAUAGUCGAUGUACCGGAAGAUCAUUCCAACAAUAGCACAGAAUCGGGUGAAGAAGAGAGUGAAGAAGAAGGCGAAGAAGGUGUAGACCCCAGCGAAGAGGCACUCAUACAAGCAUUUGGAGAGACAGCCGUACAGGGCGUCACUUGGUUGGUCCACGCCAUGGGACUGAACCUUAACCAGCCCAACAAUACUGGAAACACCACUGCCUCAAACGGUGUAACUGACCAACAACAGCCCACUCCCGCGAACGUUUAAAUAAAAAUAUGACUCCAAAUUAACAUAUUAUUAUUUUUAUAAUUUUGAUUUUCUUAGGGUCACGCCUAUGUGACCUUGUCAACCCAACGUCCACAAACCUAUAUUUAUUUUAUUUGUAUUAUUAUUAUUAUUAUUAUUAUUAUUAUUAUUAUUAUUAUUAUUACUAUGUAUUUGGUAGUUUUUGCACGUCCGAAAUCAUCGUUUUCAAUCGUAUAAUAAUGGUAAUAUACUCUCUUGGGAUUAUAUUAACAUAAUAUUAUUUGAGUGUACAAAUGCGGACGUACUCAAUAUCACAUUUCGCAACAACGGUUUCCUAUAAGCGACUUAAUUUUAAUUUUAUAUUUUUAACUGUACGAUUAAAUUAUUUGUACCUAUUCAGUACAUAUUAUAUUAUA